UCUUCAGAUGGAAGACAAUUCGAUAUAUCCGGUCCGCGGUUAGCAUUGGUCUUGGGAAGCUUAUGGCUAGGCGGCUUGUUCGUUGCUUUAGACGAAACCAUGAUAGCAACCAUUUCCGUGCCGAUUGCAAAUUCUCUGAACGCAUUCGACAGCUUCUCAUGGAUCACGACCACCUACCUUCUUGGUAGCACGAUUGCUCAGGCCAUGAGCGGUCAUCUCACAGACAUUAUCGGACGACGCAAAGGUCUCGCCGUUUGCUAUUUCGCAUUUGUGCUGGGCACCCUCUUUUGUGGACUUUCGCACAACCUCUCGUUAUUUUUGGCUGGUCGCAUCUUGCAAGGCAUGGGAGGUGGAGCGGUUAGCUCCAUCACGGCUUUUGUCGAGACCGACCUCAUUCCUAUGCAGCGACGACCAUUGAUUGAAGGUAUUGGCAACAUCUGCUAUGGCGUCAUGAUGGCUCUCGGAGGUGUAUAUGGAGCUGGAAUCGACCGACUUAUUGGCUGGAAGUGGGCAUUCCUGAUCCAGGUCCCCAUCAUGAUCAUUGAUGGAGCUGUGGUAUUUUUCGUGGUCAAGAUCUCGGACGAGAAGAGGAUCAAACACAAAGACCAACACGUCGAUCUCCUUGGGAUUCUCUCUCUUCUGGGUUCCCUCGCACUUCUCGAAUUUGGCUUGAACAACGGGAGUAUCGAGCUAGAUUGGUCGCAACCUACUAUCAUCGCACCGCUCUGCGUUGCUGGUAUCGCUUUCAUCGCUUUCCUUCGCUGGGAGCUCAAGCACGCUCGCAACCCUGUGGUCCCUGUAAAAGCGAUCGCCGGCCGCAGUGUGGGUUCAAUCCAACUAUCCGCUUUCCUCUCUACAGGUGCGUACACGGGAUGCCUUUUCUACGUGUCGCUAUAUCUGCAGAUCCUUGGUCUAUCAAGCGUGGAGUCGAGUCUUCGCCUGAUACCCUUGGCACUCCUGUUCGGAAUUUCGUCGAUUGCAACUGGAUACGUCGUUCAGCUCACCCAUCGCUACUGGCACCUCAAUAUUGCCCUCGGAAUUGUCAACGCUGUAGCGUACGGCCUGAUGUGUACCCUACAUCACGGAUCCCCUUCUUGGCAACCAUAUCUCUUCCUCGGACUGUUGGGCGUCGGUUUUGGCGGUUCGUUUGUGACCAACCUCAUGGGGGUCUUGGUCUCCAUCCCAGACAACAUUCAAGCCGUGGUACAAAGUGCACAAUGGGCAAUCCGCUCUCUCGGAAUUGCGGUCACCUUAACAACUUCUUCUGUCCUCUUCCAAGCCAUCUCG
This is a messenger RNA of Dissoconium aciculare CBS 342.82, 1287 nucleotides long. RefSeq names its product MFS general substrate transporter. Gene Ontology annotation, molecular function: basic amino acid transmembrane transporter activity. Gene Ontology annotation, biological process: transmembrane transport; basic amino acid transport. Gene Ontology annotation, cellular component: fungal-type vacuole membrane. The annotation marks the transcript as partial. The transcript has 2 exons. The record is from RefSeq and is a predicted model, not a curated record. Lineage: Eukaryota; Fungi; Ascomycota; Dothideomycetes; Mycosphaerellales; Dissoconiaceae.